Molecule: messenger RNA, 990 nt
Organism: Diorhabda sublineata
Lineage: Eukaryota; Metazoa; Arthropoda; Insecta; Coleoptera; Chrysomelidae
Exons: 1
Coding region: 1-990 (329 amino acids)
Source: RefSeq, a predicted model, not a curated record
AUGAAUGAUUUAUAUAUCCAAGACCAGUUAUCAAAAUUCUUUGAAAUAGAAAGUGUUAAAACUGCCAGUCCUUGGUCCAAAGAGGAAAUGGACUGUGAAACUCAUUUUAAAGACACAACAACAAGAACUCAAGAAGGUCGUUUUUUUGUAUCGAUUCCAUUGAAAGCAAGUCCAAAAAUAUUAGGUGAAUCUUUAGGUCUAGCCAAAAGAAGAUUCAAAUCGCUUGAGCAAAAAUUCUCAAAAGAACACCAAUUCUCAAGAAUGUACAAGAAUUUUAUCCUCGAAUAUGAAAAGCUCAAUCAUAUGCAAAACAUAGGAGAGGUAUCUGAAGUAAAUCAUGAGGAUGUCUAUUAUUUACCGCACCAUGGAAUUCUACGUAUGCAUAGCCCAACAACGAAAUUAAGGACAGUUUUUGACGCCUCGGCACGAACUACAAGUGGAGUUUCUUUUAAUGAACUUCAGCUAAAAGGACCGGUAAUUCAAGAUGAUUUAGUGUCAAUAUUAUUACGCUUUAGACAAUAUAAAUAUGUUGUUACCGCAGACAUUGAAAAAAUGUACCGUCAGGUCUUGGUGUCAAAAGAUCAGCAUAAAAUGCAAAAAAUUUUAUGGCGAGAUAACGAAAAUAAAGCACUAAGUGUCUGUGAACUUUCCACGGUAACUUAUGGUACUACAAGUGCACCAUUUGUAGCUAUUAGGUGUUUAGUAGAAUUAGGUAAACUUUGUGAAAGAGAAUUCCCGAUUAUUUCAAAUAUUAUUCUUCACGACUUCUAUGUCGAUGACCUUUUGACAGGUUUCGAUGACAUUCACAUUGCAAAAGAAAGUUGUCUUAAAUUAUGUGAAGUUCUUGGAUCAGGCUGCUUUCCACUUCGAAAGUGGCGAUCAAACUUUCCGGACAUAAUGCAUGAUCUAAAAGAAGGUAAACUUGCUGAUUCUUCGGAAGGUCUAGUCAUUGGCGAAGAUGAUGUUGCAAAAACCCUAGGUAUAUCGUGA